Molecule: messenger RNA, 1013 nt
Organism: Bradysia coprophila
Lineage: Eukaryota; Metazoa; Arthropoda; Insecta; Diptera; Sciaridae
Product: Golgi-associated plant pathogenesis-related protein 1-like
Cellular component (GO): extracellular region
Molecular function (GO): chitin binding
Source: RefSeq, a predicted model, not a curated record
UGCGCAUUACGCAUAAAUGGAAAGGUUAGAAUUUGUUUUCUCAUUAGUACCAUUGAUACGAUCGCAACAGUUACAAUGUUACAACUUUUGACGACCGUUAUAUUGCUAUCUGCCUACGCAAUAGCAGCACUACCGAAUUGCGCUAACUAUCGCCCCGGUUUUUUCGUCAACGAUCCAUCUAACUGCCAAGCGUAUUGGUAUUGUGCAAAUGCUCAAAGUCAACCACAACCAGGCGUGUGUCCAUUGCCCUAUCAUUUUGAUCAGGCCAAUCAAUUAUGUAACCAUCCCAACACAUACCCUUGUUCAAAUAACCCGAUACCAACCACAUCUACUGCACAACCAACGACCACAUCUACAUCUACACCAUCUGAAGAUUUUGUGGCUGUAGCUGUACGGGAACACAAUUAUUAUCGAGGCGUUCACAGUGUACCUCGUGUUUCAUCAUUCAGUUCGGAUAUCAAUAACUUUGCACAGCAGUGGGCAGACUAUCUUGCAUCAACCGACCAAUUUUACCAUUCCAGUGGAUCUGGAUUCGGUGAAAAUCUUUACAAGUCGUGGGGUGGCAGUAGCGACAAAAAUACCAUAAUUGCCAAUGCCAUUAAACUGUUUUACGACGAGAUACGCUAUUAUGACUGGAACAAUCCAGGUUUCUCAAUGGAAACCGGUCACUUCACGCAAGUGGUGUGGAAAGCGUCCACAGAAAUUGGAGUUGGAAUCGCUAUUUAUCCUGAUAAACGUUAUGGUCAUAGGUCUGUGGUUGCUAUAAACUACAGGCCACCGGGAAAUUAUCUGGGACAAUUCGCACAGAAUGUGCUAUCACCCAGAUCCCGUUCAUUUCAUUUGAACAACACGGAGUCACACGACGACGAAAUUAGUUCUGCUAAGCUUAUGGUUGUAUAAAUUGGAAUCGUUGUUGCCGACAAUGUCAAUUCCUUGGAGUCUGGCUCAAUUGAUACUCUAAAAAGUCAUUAAGUUUCCACCAUCUGUCGGGGCCUAAAUAAAAUGAAUCAAAC